Messenger RNA from Peromyscus leucopus (white-footed mouse), 4426 nucleotides. It is a transcript of the gene Map1s, whose product is annotated as microtubule associated protein 1S. Lineage: Eukaryota; Metazoa; Chordata; Mammalia; Rodentia; Cricetidae. The coding region runs from base 1167 to 4121 and encodes 984 amino acids. Gene Ontology annotation, molecular function: microtubule binding; actin binding. Gene Ontology annotation, biological process: axonogenesis; dendrite development; regulation of microtubule depolymerization. The record is from RefSeq and is a predicted model, not a curated record. The transcript is spliced from 6 exons. Gene Ontology annotation, cellular component: dendrite; synapse; neuronal cell body.
GGGUGCGGCCUUCCUCUUCUGGCCCCGCCCCUCGCCGGGCUCGCACGCGCCGCGGCGCCCCGGGGCCUGCUUUCCCCGCUGCUAAUUGAGGCGUGGGUGGCGCGGCCGCCCCGGGGCAGCCUGGCACGAGGGGGCUGACUCAGGCGCACCUGUCACAGCGCACCGGGCGGGGCUGCAUCUCCGGUAACGGGGCAGCCAGUGCGAUGCACGCCGCUCACCCAUGCACUCGGGAGCUGAGGCCGGAGGAGCACUGCAAGUUCCAGGCCGGCCUCUCACAAACAAGGCAGCUCUCUCACAAACAAGAGCUGGGGUUCCGGGGGAGAGUGUUGUCCGGCGUGCUUGAGACCCAGCUUCACCCGAGAUGGAGGCAGGACACGGGUUCCCUCAGCUAGAAGCACCGUAGGGAAUCUGCGCCCAUCCUGGACUGCAUGAGAUCCUGUCUCAGAAAACAAAAUACCCAGAGGGACGCAGACCGCCCAUCUGAGCGCGUGGUCUGAAAAGUGACCCUAGGUGUGGUCGCUCAUCACAGGCCGGGCCUGCAUGGCAAGCAGGUGUUGGUCUCAGCUUGUGCGUCUCGACUCCUCUGGGGGUCGAUGGACUCUUGCAUGGGGGUCCCAUAUCAGAUUUUUACCAUUGGUAACAGUAGCAAAACUACUGUUGUGAAGUAUCAACAAAAUACUUUAUGGUUGGGCGCCACCACACCCUGUGUUAAAGGGUCGCAGGAUUAGGAAGGUUGAGAGCCGCUGGCUUAGAGGGAGGCCUGUCUGAAGGGAGGGGUCAUAGUGACAGACCCUGCCCCUCAGGGAAACGUGGGAGCUUUCCAGGAGAGCAGGUGUGUGCAGACUGUGCUCGCAUCCCUGUAGUCAGGCUGAUGCGAGCUGUUUGGAGUGACAUCCAGCUUUUCCUUGUGGGAGACUGCUGCCCCAGAUCCAGUGCUGAGUGGGUAAGGUGCUGAGAACCUGAGACGCCCAUCAAAGCUGGGCUUGGCCUGUAAGCCCAGCUCUGGAGAGGCACAGGCCAGUCAGCCUCACCAGGUGAAGAUUCUGUCCCCAACAUAAGAUGCAGAAGAUGCGGAUGACCCAGGGUGGACCUCUGACCUUCACGUGUGCACACACGAAAUCCCCAAAGUUCAGGAUCCUAGCAGGAAAGCAGGGAGUCUCGAGCAGAUGGCCAGCCAGGCCUCCAGUCAGUCAAGGCUGAGGCCUACCCGAGUCCCUUGGCUCUGCCUGCCCAGGAUCCAAGCUGCGGGAGCCAGAGCAGGCGGGCAGCAGGGCACUGGAGCUGAGCUCUGUCUCCUGCCUGCAGGUGUCCGCUCCUGGGAGGAUGUGGACCCCACCGUCUGCAGCCUGGAUGAGCAGCUCAAGGCCUUUGUGUCCCGGCACUCGGCCACAUUCUCCAGCAUUGUGAAAGGCCAGCGGAGCCUGCACCACCGUGGAGAGACCCUGGAGACGCUGGUCCUGCUGAACCCUUCAGACAAGUCCCUGUGCGAUGAGCUCCGGAACCUCCUGAUGGACCCCGCCCCUCACAAGCUGCUGGUGCUGGCCGGCCCCUGCCUGGAGGAGACCGGGGAGCUGCUGCUGCAGUCCGGGGGGUUCUCCGCGCAGCACUUCCUGCAGGUGCUGGAGGACAAAGAGGUCCAGGACGCGCUGGCCUCGGCGCCCACGGCCCCCCCGGCCCUCACCGUGUCCUGCCCGACUUUCGGGGACUGGGCGCAGUUGGGCCCCUUGCCCGGGCUGCAGCUGCGACUGAACCCCCCCGCGCGGCUGCCGCCCUCCGAGGGUCUGCGGGCCUUUCUGGAGUACGUGGCCGAGUCGCUGGAGCCGCCCUCGCCCUUCGAGCUGCUGGAGCCGCCGGCCGCGGGGGGCUUCCUGCGCCUGGCGCGGCCCUGCUGCUACGUGUUCCCGGGCGGCCUGGGCGACGCCGCCUUCUUCGCGGUCAACGGCUUCACCGUGCUGGUCAACGGCGGCUCCAACCCCAAGUCGACCUUCUGGAAGCUGGUGCGGCACCUGGACCGCGUGGACGCCGUGCUGGUGACCCACGCGGGGGCCGACAGCCUGCCUGGCCUCAAUAGCCUGCUGCGCCGCAAAUUGGCGGAGCGAGAGGCGGCCGCGGGGCCGCAGGGAGAGCGCGAGGAGAGGCUGCGGCGGCUGCUGUCGCCCGCCCUGGGCGUCGUGUUCCUGAACGCACGCGAAGCGGCGUCCCGGCUGCGCGGCGGCGAGGACGAGGCGGUGUGCGCCCGGGGCCUGCUGCGGAGCCUGGGCAUCGCGCCGCUGCCCCUGCAGCGAGGCUCGCAGCCCACACAGCCCACCGUCCUGUUUGAGAAGCUGGGGGUCGGCCGCCUGGAGCUCUUCGUGCUGCACCCGCCGCCCGGGGACCCCGCCGCACCCGCCUGCGCGCUGCUGGUGUGGCAGCCUGCGGCACCCGGCGACAAAGUGGUGCGCGUGCUGUUCCCCGGCCGCACGCCGCCCGCACGCCUGCUGGACGGGCUGCAGCGCCUGCAGCACCUGCCGUGCCUGCGGCGGCCCGUGGUCACCGCGCGCGACCUGGAUGCGCCCGCCAGGGCCGACAGCCAGGACAGCCUGGCCUCCCGGGACAGCUCCCGCAAAGAGCAGGUCCGCAGCGCCGGCAGCGGCUCCACCAGCAGGAGCACCGUGCGGAGGGAGCCUGCUCCGCCCGCGCGUGACCCGAAGAAAGACCCCCGACCCGGGCCCACGCGGCCUACAGUCCGCGACACGCGCCGCUCCGGGCCCGCCGUCACCAACACGAAGCCUCGCACGGCCCAGAACGGGCCUCGAGCCCCGGGUCCGGCGGGGCCGCCUGCAGCCCCUGUGCCCAAGUGCCCAGGGGAAGCGGGGAGCAGCGUGGAGCCCGAGCGGCCACCUGCCCCCUCCCCGACCCUGUCCCCAGCGCGGUCCCCACCUCCCACCGCAACUGGCAGCAGCCCCGAGCGCCUGUCGCUCAGCCCGCUGCGCCCCGAGCCUGCCGCGGACGCCUCCCCCUCGGCCACCACGCCCACGGCCACCACGCCCACGCUGACCACGCCCUCGCUGCCCGCCGAGCUGGGCUCGCCGCACUCCACCGAGGUAGACGAGUCGCUGUCGGUGUCCUUCGAGCAGGUGCUGCCCGCCGCCGGCGACGCGGGGCUCAGCCUCCCCCUGCGCCUUGCGCGCCGCUCCACAUCCCCGCACGAUGUGGACCUGUGCCUCGUGUCGCCCUGUGAGUUCGCGCACCGCAAGCCGCCCCCUCCCGCGUCUCCAGGCAGCUCCGACAGCAGCGCCCGGUCUCAGGAGCGGCCGCCCGAGACGCCGCCCACGUCGGUGAGCGAGUCCCUGCCCACGCUGUCUGACUCUGACCCGGUGCCGGCCGCGGACUCCGACGACGAGGCGGGCAGCGAGAGUGCAGCCAGGGACCCGCCGCCCACGCCCCGUGUGCCGCCACCGCUGCCCGACGCGCCCGGCAUCUGCAUGGUGGACCCCGAAGCGCUGCCGCCCCGAGCCAGGCAGCCCCCCAACCCCGCCAAUCCUAGUCGCAGCCGCAAGGCCCCUGGGAGGCCGAGCUCUGCCUCUGCCACCCCCAGAGCCGCAUCCUUAGCUGUGAAAACCAAGGGCCCCGCAGGGGACCGGGCCCGGCCGCUCAGCGCCCGCAGUGAGCCCGCAGAGAAGCCGGGCCGCGUGCCCCUCUCCAGGAAGCCCUCGGUGCCCAAGACGGUCUCCAAAGUGGCCUCUGCCACGAGGCUCUCCUCGGGGCCUAACAGCCGCCUCGCGUCUGCUGCCGGCUCCCCUGUCUACCUGGACCUGGCUUACCUGCCGGGGGGCGGCGCAGGCCACCUGGACCAGGACUUCUUCCUGCGGGUGCGCGCACUCUGCUACGUCAUCAGUGGGCAGGGCCAGCGCCAGGAGGAGGGCCUGCGCGCCGUGUUGGAUGCCCUGCUGGCUGGCAAGCAGCGGUGGGACCUUGACCUGCAGGUCACACUGAUCCCCACCUUCGACUCCGCCGUGAUGCACAGGUGGUAUGAGGAGACGCAUGAGCAGCACCAGGCGCUGGGCAUCAGGGUGCUGGGCAGCGGCAGCAUGGUGUCCAUGCAGGACGAGGCCUUCCCCGCCUGCAAGGUGGAGUUCUAGCCCAUGCCGCAGGGCACCCUGGGGACAACAGUUCCUCGCUGUGUGCCCAGUGCUGAACGCCGGACACCGCUCCUGAGGGAGACACCGACAGACACCCCAGCUUCCAUCCCCAGCACCGCAGAUGGGAGCAAGGCUUCUGUUGUAACUUGUUUGUGCUGGUCACAGGGCUGGCACAGCGGCCCACCCCCUCCGUCCUGGCACUCAGGCUGCAGAGACGGGAGGAUCAGUGUGGGUUCCAGGCCAGCCUGGGCUACAUAGUGAAUCCUUGUCCCAAAACCUGCAGCAAAUAAAGCAGAUGGGUCAGA